AUGCGGGCCAAGGAGAAGAAGAUCCGCAAGCUGACCGCCAAGCUGGCCAAGAAGAAGAUGGAAGGCCGCGAGGUUCCGGUGGGGGCCGGACCGGAGUGGGUGCUGGACGUGAUGGUGCCGGAGUGCGUCGGCUGCCACGCGCAGUUCACCCUCAUCAAACGCCGACACCACUGUCGCAACUGCGGCAAGGUGUUCUGUGGGAAAUGCACAUCGCUCUCGUGCAGCAUCGAGGAGCUGGGCUACACGGAGCCCGUGCGCGUGUGCGAACCCUGCUUCGCGGCCCUCCACACCAACCAGCCCAUGGCCGCCGCCGCUGGGGGCUCGGGCGCUGCCGCCCAACAACAGCCGCCACCUCGCGCGGAUACCGGCGGCGGACAGUGA
Molecule: messenger RNA, 381 nt
Organism: Acanthamoeba castellanii str. Neff
Lineage: Eukaryota; Discosea; Longamoebia; Acanthamoebidae
Product: FYVE zinc finger domain containing protein
Exons: 3
Coding region: 1-381 (126 amino acids)
Molecular function (GO): metal ion binding
Source: RefSeq, a predicted model, not a curated record